Messenger RNA from Mugil cephalus (flathead mullet), 1641 nucleotides. RefSeq names its product galactosidase, alpha (gene gla). The coding region runs from base 92 to 1384 and encodes 430 amino acids. Gene Ontology annotation, biological process: glycoside catabolic process; glycosylceramide catabolic process; oligosaccharide metabolic process. The record is from RefSeq and is a predicted model, not a curated record. The transcript is spliced from 7 exons. Gene Ontology annotation, cellular component: cytoplasm. NCBI's taxonomy places the organism in Eukaryota, Metazoa, Chordata, Actinopteri, Mugiliformes, Mugilidae. Gene Ontology annotation, molecular function: alpha-galactosidase activity.
GGCGGGCUGUUUUGAAUAAGGAAAUCCUGAAACAGCUACAGCCGGCAUUGUGUUUUUGUAUGCAUGAAACGUAUGAAGUAGGAAAGUGAAAAUGCGCAAGUUUGUGUUUCUCCUCUCGUUCAUCGGUUUUAUCAGUCCCGCCGCUGAAGCCCUGGAUAAUGGUCUGGCGCUGAAACCCACCAUGGGCUGGCUGCACUGGGAGAGGUUCAUGUGUAACAUCGAUUGUGAAAGAGACCCCGAUAACUGCAUCAGCGAGCGUCUGUACAUGCAGAUGGCUGAUAUGAUGGUGAAGGAAGGCUGGAAAGAGGCCGGUUACGAGUACGUCUGCAUCGAUGACUGCUGGCCCUCCCAUCAGCGCGAUGCCAAGGGCCGCCUGCAGGCAGACCCCAAAAGAUUCCCUCAGGGCAUCAAGAAACUGGCCGACUAUGUCCAUUCUAAGGGUCUGAAGCUGGGCAUCUAUGCAGAUGUGGGGACACGUACCUGUGCUGGAUACCCUGGCAGUCUGGGUCACUACGAGACAGAUGCUCAGACUUUUGCUGACUGGGACGUGGAUCUGCUCAAGUUUGAUGGCUGCUACAUGGACUGGACUUUUCUAGGAGAAGGUUACAUAAACAUGUCAAAGGCACUCAACAAAACUGGAAAAAGUAUCCUGUACUCCUGUGAGUGGCCUUUGUAUGAAUGGUCUCACCAAAAGCCUAACUACACAGCCAUCCGUGAGACGUGUAAUCACUGGCGCAACUUUGAUGACGUGUUCGAUUCGUGGAGCUCUAUCAAGUCCAUCUUGGACUGGACUGCUGCUCACCAGGACACCAUUGUCCCUGUUGCUGGACCUGGGGGCUGGAACGACCCCGAUAUGCUCGUAAUUGGGAACUUUGGCCUGAGCCAUGACCAGCAGGAGUCUCAGAUGGCGUUAUGGGCCAUCAUGGCUGCCCCUCUGCUCAUGUCUAAUGAUCUGAGGAACAUUUGUCCUCGCUCCAAAGAGCUGCUGCAGAACAGACGCAUCAUAGACAUCAGCCAGGAUUCGUUGGGCAUCCAGGGAUACCAAACUGCCAAGUUGGACAGUUUUGAAGUGUGGGAGAGGCCGUUGUCCAAGAAGCGUCUGGCUGUUGCGGUGCUGAACAGGCAGGAGAUCGGUGGUCCUCGAGGGUACAUCAUCAGAGCCAUUCCUGGAUGGAAGAUCUGUGACCCCAUGUGCAAUGUCACACAGAUCCUCCCUCAGUACAAGGAGAUGGGUGUUCAGACUCAACUGAGCACAAUUGUGUUGUCCGUCAACCCUUCAGGCACCGCUCUGCUGACCAUCACUCCAAUCAGCGGCGACUUUAGGGGGUUUUACAAGCUGCACUGGCAGGACACGUCUGACAAACGCAAGCAAAUGUUUUUAUAGUCCUGUGGUGGUUAUGCACUUUAUCCAUGUGCAUUGUUUUAAUUGAGGUGUUUUUUUAAAAAAGGUUUUGCUUUUGUAACUGUUGUAAAAAUAAAUAAUUCAUACAAUUUGCAUUUGCAAAUUUUAAUCAGAUUGAAUAAAUGUAGCUGAAAGUAUUGUUGCACACAUGGAGUCUGUCCUGCUGCUAAAAGGUUAAAAAGCCUUAACAACUUAAACAAGCAUGAUGAAAAAGGUCAAAAUAAACACCCGACACCAGA